ACACGAGUAAUUUUGGUUAAAUAUUUCCUUAAUAAAAUGUUUAAAGCUAAUUAAAUUCAAAGUAAACAAAUAUUUUUCUAAUGAUUUUCAUCCUAGUAAGCGCAAAAGACUUGCUUUGGGUAAAUCAAAACACUCCUUUAUUUGAGUUACCUCUUCAUUUCAAUCAAACAAUUUACCUAAACGAUGUGGUUAUGAGUGCGAUACAAUUUAUCAAAAUAUAUUUUACAGAUCCAGCAAUAACGUUCGUAAGCACUGUUCGGCUACCAAAGAAUGUUCACAAGGGGGAAUAAUAACUUCCGAUGUGAAUCAGACGUAGCAAGGGCCAUGGAGGAAGCUUUGCAAUUAUCCCGCAAUAUUGGCCAGGUCUACGAUUAAGGUGAUGAAAGAGACCCAAUGCCACCGGACCCGGUCGCCCAACUAUGCGAGUUCGUUGACCAAGUCAUGAAAACUAGAGAAAGCUGAACCGGGGCAGGUGCCCGGCCAAAACUAACCAACUACCUGAUACUGGGCCAAUAGCGUGACGUAAUCAUAUCGGAGACUGUUUGGUUUUGCAGAACUUAUCUUGUACACGAACAAAGUGAGGCAGAUAAAGAAAUGAAUGAAAAACCUAUAGAGCAAUAAAAGUCAAACCUAUAGACCAAAGAAAAAGUCCAACUUUUGCCGUGUUGACACUAUAUCUGACAUGUGAACCAAGAUAAUUCGGGCCAUGCUUCCACCGGCGACUCCAGAAACGAUAAAUUGUCGUUCCACCGGCCAUUCUUUCCCUAUCUUGACCAAUUAGAAGUUCUACUGAAAAAAAUAAAAGUAUCUUUGGGUAGGAUAGACGAUAGACGAGUGAGCAUCGGAGAAGCGUCCUUGGUCAACACACGUUGUACGUUGUCGUGUCACCUGCUUCAAACAGUCGCCACCUACGCACGGCAUCUGGGGGAAUAAGAGAUAUCUACCAGUUCCUUGCUUCCUUCAUUUGAGAAAGAGAGAAAAAGAAUUCAAAAGGAAAAUAAAACGGACUUAGAAACUCAGAAAUAGGGAAUUCUCUUCAUGGCUAAUUUUCAUGGCAUAUUCCGAAUGUUCCUGGGUUAGUGCAAGAGGGUAUACGGAUAUCAAACAAAAGCCGACCGAACAUCCUUACGAGAGGACCGAUCCCCCCGCUAGCGGCUCGGAGGAAUCUUCUGCUCGCCGGGAGCAGGGAAUGCUUAAUUUCCAGGAGAGCAGUCCACUCUUACCCAACGAAGAAGUAGAAGUGUUUUUCAAUCACCUGGAUAGACCCAGCACCAACGAAAACGCAGCCGCGCGGAACGCCGGAGAUAGCGAAUCUUCAAAGCUUAACGCUCAGCAUCAGUCCGAUACCAUGUUUCAGAAUAGUAUGCACGCGAUGUCCCUCCCCACCGCUACUGCCCCUACCUAUCACGAGACUGCAGGGGCGAACAGUUUUAUGCACGCGGGCACCAGUCCCGUGUAUGUCCCAACUACGAGAGCGGUGCUUCCUAUGCAAUAUGCCUCCGGACAGUCGGUCUCCACCCCUAACGGCGGAUCCUCCAUGUGGAUGCAGCCUGACCCCUCAUACAGUACCCCAAACACGCACCCCUCAGUGUCUCCCAGGUUCGCCUUUGCCCCCUCACCGAACUCACCCAUCAGUUCCCCCACCGUGAGGGCUGACCAGGCCGGAUUUAACGCUCCCCUGCGGCCCAGCGGCAUCAGUCCAUAUUCAGCAUGGAGCCCGGAGCUGUCCUGGAACUACAACAUGGCCUUACAGCAAGGCCUAAGAAGACCAGGAGCCGAUGGACAAGACUAUUUCGCGGAUUUGGAGGGUCGGGAAUGCGUGAACUGCGGAGCAAUAUCCACCCCUUUAUGGCGCCGGGAUGGGACCGGCCAUUAUUUGUGUAACGCCUGUGGAUUAUAUCAUAAGAUGAAUGGGAUAAACCGCCCCCUAAUUAAACCACAAAGACGAUUGGGUGACUUCGGCGAGACAUAUCCUGCCACGCCCCCUUAUCAAUCAGCUGAUCCCACACUUCAGGCGUUUGGGCCCUGGACCACUGGUGCAAAAGGACUGGGCAAAUCAAGAUCGGCUUCCAGAAGAGUCGGGUUGUCUUGUGCCAACUGUAGUACUACUACCACAACGUUAUGGCGACGUAACAACGAGGGGGAACCAGUUUGCAACGCAUGCGGACUCUACUACAAAUUACACGGGGUAAACAGGCCCCUUGCCAUGAAGAAAGAUGGGAUUCAGACACGGAAGAGAAAACCCAAGAACCUUGCCAAAAAUAAAAACUCAAGCAAACAGGAACCUAAUGCGGAUGUAAAACCAGCCGUCUCGCCCAACACCUUGAACAAUAAUUCCUCAAACCAAAACAACGCCCUGACCAGCUCCAUGAACGGGCCUACCGGUGUAAUGGGACACAACUCGUCUAUGACCACUCUCACGUCAGUGGGAGGGGACCAUGAUAGGGGCCUAGGCAGUCCCGUUAACUUAGCCGCGGUUUCGCACUAUUCCUCGCCGUCUCCACCAAAAGCUGUUCCAGUCAAAAUAGAAAGUGACAGUCUCCAUGGACACGGUGGAACUCUUCAUUCUGAAUCCGGGUCACUAAGUGCCGUUACCGUAGGGGCUAACUAACGAAAUGUGUGAUUGGCCGGAAGUGAGCCGAAUCUCGCAGACAUUAUACGUAUUUGUAAACUUUACAACUUUUUAAGUAUAAAAAUUUUAUAAAUUAUUAUAUGAAAUGGUUCACAUGUUAUUUUCAUACCAUAUUUAGUCUUUUUGUUGGUUCUAGGGAGAACGGUUGCCUAGAAAUUGUUGAUUGUCUCAUAUUUUGAGUAUACUUUUAAAUGUAUUAUCUGUGUAUAUGCCAUGUGUCUUAAUGUUAAAAUCGUACUUCAAAUUUCUUGCAAUUCAGCAAUUUUAAAUUACAGGCCAAUAUAUAAUAAAUUUAUACUUAUAGCAAAUUCAAAGGCGCAACAAAAGUUUAGUGUAAGAUUUUUACAACUACCUCAGAUUAGCAUACUGUGUUCAUAUUAAUUCAGCUUCACAAUUUGAAGAUCCAUCUUGUAUAUUUCACUUUAUCAAUUAGAUACAGUAGGAAAAACUUGAAUUAUGUAUCACCUGGAAUAAAUCCCGGUGAAAAUAUCGAGAACUCUGUCGAAAUCCUAUGGAAUACAAGGACAGUAUCUUGCCAAAUCGUAUUACCCGAGACCUUCCGAUGUAUAAGCAAUAUCGGAAAGCCUUGGAUGCCAAGCUAUGUUCUUGCCUAUAGGUCUGUAAUUACGUGAUGUAGUGUUUAGAUAUCAGGGUAUAAGUGAUAAAUAUACGAUACUGUAUGUAUAAACUUAUUAAUACUACGCGAGUGAAUGAACAUGAAGGUGCUAUAAUCGGCGUGAAUCGGUUUGCCAUAUUUACAGAAAGCUAGUCGACUGUCGGAUUAUAUUUAUCUGGCGAAUUUAUUUGUAUUUUCGUGGUAAAAUAGUUAAGAGUUGAAGUAUGGAGUGACACUUAGUCAAUAUGCAUAUCAAAUCUCUUUAAGAUAUGGCCAAUGAUGAUUACUGUAGCUGACGUAAGAUAAAUUCAAAUUUUGUAAUGGGUCCAAUCUGUAAAAUAAUGAAUCAAUACUGUGAUUAUGUAGUUAUGGCUGCUGCAACUAUAUGUAGUAUGAAAAGGUGUGUGUUAGUUGUUUGAAUAUUAUAUAUAUUACAAAUGUAUUAAGUCAAUUCUUGCCAUAUUUACCAUGAUCAAAAUAAAUCGUGAAAACUAUAAA
Messenger RNA from Magallana angulata, 3746 nucleotides. RefSeq names its product transcription factor GATA-4-like. The transcript is spliced from 8 exons. Lineage: Eukaryota; Metazoa; Mollusca; Bivalvia; Ostreida; Ostreidae. The record is from RefSeq and is a predicted model, not a curated record. Gene Ontology annotation, cellular component: nucleus. Gene Ontology annotation, molecular function: zinc ion binding; RNA polymerase II cis-regulatory region sequence-specific DNA binding; DNA-binding transcription factor activity, RNA polymerase II-specific. The coding region runs from base 1052 to 2611 and encodes 519 amino acids. Gene Ontology annotation, biological process: positive regulation of transcription by RNA polymerase II; negative regulation of transcription by RNA polymerase II; cell fate commitment.